UUUACCAGUGCAACAACAAACAACUACAGCGGAAGCGUUACCAGCUGAUGAUCAACGUCACUCUAUUGAACAGUUAUUCAGUUAUGUGAAGCUUUUUCUCUGUGCGAAACUUUCCAGUGAUCUUUUGACAGCUGCACUUUACAGUGAACAAUUCUUCUCAAUGUAUAUUUUUAUUUUAUUUAGAAAGGAUAUUCGACAUCGUCAACCACAACAACAAACAAUUGUCUCUGUUGCUCAAAAUCUUUUGUCUCCAUUACCACAUCCACUAGAGGAAGAAUUUGGUCAUGCGGUACAAUUACGUCCGAAACGGGCUAAUAAUGAAACUGAGCAAGAAAAUUUAGAGGAGCCAAGAAAUGAUAUUCGAUUGUAUUUUCCUGUACUUCCAAAAAAAUUUAAACGUGGACCAAUUGUUCAUACAAAGCCAAAAUGA
Molecule: messenger RNA, 430 nt
Organism: Didymodactylos carnosus
Lineage: Eukaryota; Metazoa; Rotifera; Eurotatoria; Philodinida; Philodinidae
Source: the annotation of a GenBank genome assembly